Aspergillus saccharolyticus JOP 1030-1 is the source of this 1018-nucleotide messenger RNA. RefSeq lists its product as uncharacterized. The transcript has 2 exons. The coding region runs from base 182 to 859 and encodes 225 amino acids. Lineage: Eukaryota; Fungi; Ascomycota; Eurotiomycetes; Eurotiales; Aspergillaceae. The record is from RefSeq and is a predicted model, not a curated record.
UCAUCUGUCCAGGGCUGCAUUUUCCCCCUCAUCUUUCAACCUUUGCCCUCUUUCUCUGCCCCACUGCGAGAAAAAAAAAAUCCUGUUAGACCUCAGGUGUUCGGCUGAUUGGAGCCAUGCAGCCGCUUUCACGUUGAAUCUUGACCAGGUUCUGCCGAUCUAGACCAUUGAAUGAGGCACUAUGAGGCAUUCUCGAUGUAAUUCUUUCAGAUUCAGUGGGUGUGUAUGUGUAUGGGAAUACGAAACGCCACAUGGACUGAUGGAGUCAAUGGACACAAACACACAACGCUCAGUCCAGACCCUGAUCCUAUCCCCUCCCCCACCUCCCAGUCUUCGACCGAUCAACAUUCCGUCACUUGCAAUCUACUGUGUAUACUCAAUACCGCAUCCUCCAGUUGAUCCAACACCGCUCAACCCGGGAGCCUCACGACUAGCCCCCACAAGAUGUGCUACAGCUGGCCCCGCCAGAGGUUGGGUCAGAUGGUACCUGAUAUUCUCCUCCUCCUUGUGGAAGAGCUUGAUCUCUUCCGUCUACAUUCCUUUUUCCACACUCCUCCAACCAUCUCAAGAAGCUCGAGAAAGCCCGUGGAGGAGCAAAUGCGCCAACACUGGGGCUGAAGCUAUCGACAGCUGUGGCUGGCUAUCAACCCACCAGACGAGGUUGGAAGCUAAAAUCCUUCGAGCGAUUUUGGCACAACCUGCUGCACUCCGUCUUCUAUUGCUCAGCGAACACAGAGUGUUCGAUCGCGAACCGUACCUGCGCCUCUCUGACCAACCAACAGCUGUCUCGGCCUCGGCAAUCUGGAAGUUUAGCCACUCACACAGGAGGAACUUUCUCUGUGGGAGCGAGUGCCCCUGACUGCUCUUUACCAGCGGGGAGAUCCAUCCAACCCAACAAGAGAGAUGGAUGGUUUGUGCGGUUUCACAUGACGCAUCUGGGAUGUUGUCCUGUUCGGAGGAGCAGGGGCUACACCAGCAUCAGGCUCAUUUCCAGACCCCCUUCCGAUGAGACAGAACA